UGUCACCCACUGUCUCACGGGUAUAGAGCCCAGUGCGCUCUCCAGUAAAAUGACAGCCGGAGUUCUGCUCCUAUGGCUCUGCCUCGCUCUCCGGCUGAGAUGUGCCACCCUGCUUGUUGUCCCACAGGACAGAGGGACGGCAGGAUGGCACGAUGGUUUGGAUGCGACGGAAACGGCGAACGAGGAGACGGGCGCGCUGUUCCAUCUGAGCUAUUUACCUCGGGGUCCAGCGGUGGCCCCUCACAAAAAGGCGCCUCAGUUCAUGUUGGAUCUUUUUAACGCAGUGUCAGUUUCUGAUGAGGCCCCGAAAAGUCUGAAUGAGAUUCUAGAAGGGAACAUAGUUCGUAGUUUCGAGGAUAAAGGUCACGCUGGAGAGAGGUUUCACUUCUUCAAUCUGUCAUCUUUCAGUAGAGAGGAGAGAAUGGUUAAAGCAGAGUUCCGUUGGUUCAAAAAGAAACAGAAGUUUUACCAAGGAAAGUCAUAUGGGCCUCAUUUCUAUAAGGUGGAUCUGUAUGAGGUGCUGGACAGCAAAGUGAAGCCCUGGAGAGGAAACCUCAUCAACUCCAGACUAGUGCCUCUCUACACACAGGGAUGGGAGGUCUUCAAUGUCAGUCAGAUGGUGUCCAAGUGGAUCCAAAACAGUCAGGAGAACAAUGGAAUCCUGGUGGUGACCAUGCUCCCUUCUGGUCACUGGGUGGAGUCAGCAGCAUCCUCAUCUAAGCAGAACAGAGCACUGACAGACACAAAGUCCUACCUGGUUGUGUUCUCAGAUGAUGGGAGGACGGGAGCAACCAACCAGUCCUAUGUGGGUGAAGUCCAACCUGCAGCCGCAGCACCUGAGCUCCAGGACCACCGCCGCAGAAAGCGACGUGCAUCUCCGAGCUUCUCGCCCCACGAUCGGUCCCAGUCCUGCCAGCGGGUUCCCCUCUUCGUUGACUUUGAGGAGAUUGGCUGGUCAGGCUGGAUCAUCUCUCCACGGGGAUACAACGCCUACCACUGCAAAGGCUCCUGUCCGUUCCCACUGGCAGGCAGCCUCAGGGCAACCAACCACGCCACAGUGCGCUCCAUCAUGCAUGCGCUCAAGCUCUCUAGCGACGAAGUGGGAGCCCCCUGCUGUGUACCCGACAGGCUCCAGCCCAUCAGUUUGCUAUAUUUUGAUGAUGAGGAGAACGUGGUUUUAAAGCAGUAUGAUGACAUGGUAGCGUUAAGCUGCGGCUGUCACUGACUAGAUGGGACAGCCUGCAGUGAAGCAAUGAGGGAUGUGGAGGUGAUGGUUUUCAGGAGUUGAAUAAAACGCUGUAUUUUUGUGCAUCUGUUUAAAUAUUGUGUUAUUUUGAGAA
Messenger RNA from Monopterus albus (swamp eel), 1340 nucleotides. Its product is annotated as bone morphogenetic protein 2-like. NCBI's taxonomy places the organism in Eukaryota, Metazoa, Chordata, Actinopteri, Synbranchiformes, Synbranchidae. The coding region runs from base 50 to 1225 and encodes 391 amino acids. The record is from RefSeq and is a predicted model, not a curated record. The transcript is spliced from 5 exons. Gene Ontology annotation, molecular function: growth factor activity; cytokine activity. Gene Ontology annotation, cellular component: extracellular region.